CAGCCAACCGGCGCGGCUGCUUCCGCUCCGCCCUGACAACUGCGCUGGCUCCGGCAGCGCCUGGGUGGGCUCCGGCGGGUCUGGAGGCGGCGGACAGCGAUGCUGAAGGCUAAGAUCCUCUUCGUGGGGCCUUGCGAGAGUGGAAAAACUGUUUUGGCCAACUUCCUGACAGAAUCUUCUGACAUCACCGAGUACAACCCAACCCAAGGAGUGAGGAUCCUGGAGUUUGAGAACCCACACAUUACCAGCAACAACAAAGGCACGGGGUGUGAAUUUGAACUCUGGGAUUGUGGCGGUGAUCCAAAGUUUGAGUCUUGCUGGCCAGCCCUGAUGAAGGACUCUCACGGGGUGGUGAUCGUUUUCAAUGCUGACAUCCCCAGCCACCUGAAGGAAAUUGAGAUGUGGUAUUCCUGCUUCGUGCAGCAGCAGUUUUUACAGGAUACUCAGUGUCUGUUAAUUGCACACCACAAACCAGGCUCUGGAAGUGACAAAGGAAACCUGGCUUUGGCACCACCCUUGAAGAAGCUGAAGCUGGUACACUCGAAUCUUGAGGAUGACCCAGAAGAGAUCAGAAUGGAAUUCAUAAAGUAUUUAAGAAGCAUAAUCAACUCAGUAUCUGAGAGCAGAGACCGGGAGGAGAUGUCAAUUAUCACCUAACCAGCCUUCAUCUGGACGCUGCAUCUGGAUGCUUCCACAUCCCAAAUGAAGUCAAUUUCAGUGCAGAGCUGAAAUCCAUCCACCUACUAAGGUUCUCAUCUGUCUUUGGCUGUAGAAGACAUUUUCCUUAUUUGCCUGAAGGUACCAGUCAGUCAGCCAGGGAGUAAACUCGUACCAUCUAUUCUCUGUCCUUAGUUCAGCUGAGAAAAUCCUAUUACUGAAUUCAGAUUCCUUUGCCCCAGAUCUCUCCAAAGAGCUGGAAAACUGAGGUGGUUUUUUUUUCUCCUUCACAUAUGUCAUGUUAUAAAAGUUAUGGAAUUGUAACUUGUCAUAGCCCAGUGAUACAACAGUAGUUCAAUCCACAUGGAUUGGUUUAAAUGUGAUUUUCAAUCCUUAAUCUGUACAGUUUGCCUAGGAUAUAUCUGAAAAAUAUUAGCACUUAACCUCUCCAA
Messenger RNA from Hippopotamus amphibius kiboko, 1109 nucleotides. RefSeq names its product intraflagellar transport 22 (gene IFT22). The record is from RefSeq and is a predicted model, not a curated record. Gene Ontology annotation, molecular function: GTPase activity. NCBI's taxonomy places the organism in Eukaryota, Metazoa, Chordata, Mammalia, Artiodactyla, Hippopotamidae. The transcript has 5 exons. Gene Ontology annotation, cellular component: endomembrane system. Bases 100 to 657 code for a protein of 185 amino acids. Gene Ontology annotation, biological process: intracellular protein transport.